GUCCACCCAAAAACAAGAAAACGAUUGCCAAGCUUGAACACCGAGACUAUUGGACCACUCAUCGAAUAUCGACCUACUACAAUCAACCAAAUUUCAGCUGUACGUAGGCUCUAAGGAUGGGCCGAACAGCACCAGCUCACAUCAAGACCGUCAAACCGGGCCUCAAGAAAAAGAAAGGAACCACCGGGGCGGCUAGAAAUUAUGUGACUAGAAACCAGGCUCUGAAGAAACUUCAAUGUACACUAUCAGAUUUCAGAAGACUUUGUAUUUUGAAAGGAAUUUAUCCCAGAGAACCCAGAAGUAGAAAGAAGGCCAACCGAGGCUCAACAGCUGCUGCCUCAUUCUACUAUCAAAAGGAUAUAGCCUACCUCUUACAUGAACCAGUACUUCAAAAAUUGAGGGAGCACAAGGCUUUCGCGAAGAAACUUUCUCGAGCUCUCGGUCGCAAGGAGGAUGGAUUAGCCAAGAACUUGGAUUCGGCUCACGACGGCUACCGGAUCGAUCACAUUAUCAAAGAAAGAUAUCCGGUUUUCACUGAUGCGAUUCGAGACUUGGAUGACGCCCUUUCACUCAUCAUCCUCUUCGCAAACCUCCCCUCAACAAACCACGUCUCCCCCAAAGUGAUCGCCAAUUGUGCCCGACUAGCUGCCGAAUGGCAAAUCUAUGUCAUGAAGUCUAGGUCUUUGAAGCACGUCUUCUUGAGCAUCAAGGGUAUCUAUUAUCAAGCUGAAAUCGAGGGACAACGAGUUACCUGGCUAGUCCCCUACGCAUUCACUCAAACGAUUCCAGCCGAUGUUGAUUUUCGAAUCAUGCUCACAUUUCUCGAGCUUUAUCAAACUUUACUAGGAUUUGUCUUCUAUAGACUCUUCCAAAACAUUAAUUUGAUCUAUCCUCCCAAACUAGACUCCAACUUGGACGAAGCUGCCGCCGGUCUCAACGCGCUGAUUCUAGAAAGUAGUAACCAAACCUUGGUUGCAGACCAAACCGAUUCGGAGGCACAAGCCAGUGGACGUCAGACCGCAAAGAGCGUCCGGAACGAGAUCAAGUCUCUUAUUUCAGCCCAGACGACUGCCCCGGAUGAAGCUGAGGAGAAUGAACAGAACGAGCAGAUGGAGGUUGACCCGGUGGUCGAGAGCAACGAUGAAGUCGAACAAGGCUUGUUCACGCCAUACGCGUUCUUUUUGUCGCGAGAGGUCACUCGACCGAUGCUUGAGUUUGUGAUCAAGUGCAGUGGUGGUGAAGUCGGCUGGGACCCCAUUCUUGGUGCUGGAUCUCCAUACCUCGAGUCGGAUCCGCGGAUCACCCAUCACGUCAUCGACCGACCCGAGCUUCCCUCUUCGACUGCCGCACUACCGCAGCGCGCCUUCGUCCAACCACAAUGGGUAGUGGAUUGUAUCAACAAGUCGACGCUGUUGCCGACCGAGGAAUACGGGCCGGGCAAGAUCCUUCCGCCCCAUCUGUCGCCGUUCGUGGACGAGGAAGAAGUCCGACGACAAGGCGGGUAUCUCCCUCAAGCCUCUCAACCUGCUGCGGCCCAAGGGACAGCCCAGGCCGCUGAGGUGGACGAGGAGGAGGACGCCAGUGGGGAUGAAGAGCAAGCCGACGAGACGCCGGUGGCUGGCAAGGGAGAAGCCGAGGCCGCAGAGAGACCUGCGCUUCUGGCAGCAGCCACGAAUGCCGAGGACGAGGAUCUCCUCCAUGCGGCCGAAAUCGAGGCCGAGGAACUCGGGAUCUCGCACGAUCAGUUCCAGAAAGAUCUCAGACGAGCUACCAAAGAAGAGGCCCGGAAAGCCAGGAAAUCAAAGACCGAUCCUUCUAAGAAGAACAACAAGAAGGCCGACGAUCCGAUGGACGAAGAUAAUUCUAAGAUGGCGGAAAUGCUGCUCUCGUCUAAACAACGCAAACUUUAUUCGAAGAUGAGCUACACUAAACAUCAACGCGCUGAAGAGAAACGUAAAUUGGAAUCAAAGAAGAAGAAUUUGAUGAAGAAACAGAAAUAGAAAAAAAUCGAUCUUGUUUCCUUUCCUCUGUUGAAUCCUCAUAAUCAUACAUCAAUGACUUUCUUCACAUACAUAUAUAUACAAAUCUUACCAAUCUUUUGGCCGGCAUCUCUCAUCUUAUUUGAUUCCCAUACACCCAAUAAAACACGGCCCAGAUCUCGUUUAAGUUCUGGAUGGUCAAAUCCAUUCUGGUCUUGUUUCUCAAUCACAUCCCCCAUAUCAUGGUGUCGGAUUCAUGCAUCACAAAAAAAAAACAUGGUGGAUUGUGCCUUACCCAAAUAUGUAUUCUGUUUUACAUACUUCGAUGUGACUCUUCUGGCGCAGAUCACUUGGUCAUUACUGAGCAUCACAUAGAAACAGACUUGCACAAAAGCUU
This is a messenger RNA of Puccinia graminis f. sp. tritici CRL 75-36-700-3, 2376 nucleotides long. RefSeq lists its product as uncharacterized. The record is from RefSeq and is a predicted model, not a curated record. Gene Ontology annotation, biological process: ribosome biogenesis; maturation of LSU-rRNA from tricistronic rRNA transcript (SSU-rRNA, 5.8S rRNA, LSU-rRNA). Gene Ontology annotation, molecular function: RNA binding. The transcript is spliced from 6 exons. Lineage: Eukaryota; Fungi; Basidiomycota; Pucciniomycetes; Pucciniales; Pucciniaceae. The coding region runs from base 117 to 2000 and encodes 627 amino acids. Gene Ontology annotation, cellular component: nucleolus; PeBoW complex.